Chenopodium quinoa (quinoa) is the source of this 3997-nucleotide messenger RNA. RefSeq names its product pentatricopeptide repeat-containing protein At1g52620-like. The transcript is spliced from 3 exons. Lineage: Eukaryota; Viridiplantae; Streptophyta; Magnoliopsida; Caryophyllales; Amaranthaceae. Gene Ontology annotation, molecular function: protein binding. The coding region runs from base 334 to 2820 and encodes 828 amino acids. The record is from RefSeq and is a predicted model, not a curated record.
AACCCUCAAACCGCUAGCCCCACAUUAACAGAGACUAAAAUGACUUGACUCAAAACCAACCCGUGCACGAUGCACCCAAUUUGACAAUUCUAUCGGACCCCGACUAACACACAAUUUUCUUUUGGCCCAAUGGAUAGGUUUCGGGUCAAGUCCACUUUCCCAUUCCUCUUCCCUGGUUUAUUUUUCCCUCAACAACUUCAAACUCCCAUACUUUCAUUUUCAUCACUGAACCCAGAAAAACUGCGCAUAAAUACAAAUUCAAACGUCAAUGUUUCCAACACUCAAGAUUCACUUCUUCAACUCUAACACACUUCUCCUUUUAAUCUCUCUCUCAUGUCCAAAAGACUGCUUUCUCUCAUCAAACCUCGCCAAAACCCCAACUCAAAACCAGCAAAAAUACCCCAUUAUGAACCCCAUAUCAAGAAAUUGGCCAAUGAAGCAUGCAAUUUACUCAGAACCCACCAAAAUUGGGACAAAUUUCUCGAACCCCAGCUCGCUGAAGAAUCAAUUGAAGCUUCAGAAAUUGCCCAUCUUGUUUUUGAUAGAAUUGGUGAUGUUGGCUUGGGGUUGAAGUUUUAUGAAUGGUUUACUAAUCGAAAAUAUUGCUCUCCUCUUGAUGGGUAUGCGUUUUCUUCCCUUCUUAAGCUCUUAGGAAGUAAUAGGGUAUUUGAUGAGGUUGAAAAUGUGUUAAUUUGCAUGAAAAAUGAUGGUAUUUUGCCUACUAUUGAUGCUUUUGAUGUGUUAAUUCGAGCUUAUUCUGAUUCUGGGUUAGUUGAUAAAGCUAGGGAAUUGUAUAGAUUAGUGAAUGAUAAGUUUGAUUGUAUGCCUAGUGUUUAUGCUUGCAAUUCAUUGCUUAAUGGUUUGGUGAAGUGUCGUCGUAUGGAGGUUGCACUAGUGGUGUAUGAUGAAAUGCUUAAGAGAGAUGGCGGUGGUGGUGGUGGGAGGUGUUGUUUCGAUAACUAUAGUACGAGUAUCAUGGUGAGGGGUUUGUGCGAGCGAGGGAAAGUUGAUGAGGGAAGGAAAUUGAUUGAGGAUAGGUGGGGAAAGGAUUGUGUGCCGAAUGUUGUGUUUUAUAAUACUCUUAUUGAUGGGUACUGCAAGAGAGGUGAGAUUGCGAGGGCGAAUUGUCUUUUGCUAGAGAUGAAGUUGAAAGGGUUUUUACCUACUGUAGAGACAUAUGGAGCUAUGAUAAAUGGACUUUGCAGAGAAGGGAAGUUUGAAGAGGUUGAUAAACUAUUGGAGGAGAUGAAGAUGAGGGGUUUGACAGUCAAUGUUCAGAUUCAUAAUAAUAUAAUUGAUUUCCGGUAUAAACAUGGUUGUUCAGUGGAACCUUACGACAUGGUUAGAAGAAUGAAGGAGAGUUACUGUAAGCCAGAUAUUAUGACAUAUAACAUUCUAAUUUCUGGUUUAUGUAACAACGGGAAUGUGAAGGAAGCUAAUGCAUUUCUAGAGCAGGCCAGAAAAAGGGGUUUGACACCUGAUCAAUAUAGUUAUACUCCUUUCGUUCAUUUCUAUUGCAAACAAGGUGACCCUGAUAGGGCUUCCAGUUUGCUCAUUGAAAUGACAGAGAGAGGUCAUAAACCUGAUAUGGUUACUUAUGGAGCACUUGUGCAUGGACUUGUUGUUCGUGGUGAGAUUGAAGCUGCAUCAAACAUUCGAAAGCAAAUGAUUGAGAGGGGAGUUAUCCCUGAUGCUGGAAUUUACAAUGUUCUUAUGAGUGGAUUAUUCAGAAAAGGGAUGCUUUCAGCUGCAAAACAGUUGCUUUGUGAGAUGCUUGACCAUAAAGUACAUCCUGAUGCAUUUGUUUACACUACAUUGGUUGACGGAUUUUCCAGAAAUGGUAAUCUAGAUGAAGCGAAGAAGAUUUUUGAACUUGCUGUUGAAAAAGAUUUAGAUCCUGGUGUUGUGGGAUACAAUGCCAUGAUUAAGUCAUACAGCAGACUGGGGAGGAUGAAUGAUGCAAUGCUCUGUUUCCAGAAAAUGACUCAGAGACACCUCUCUCCUGAUGAAUUCACCUAUUCAACAUUAAUAGAUGGUUAUGUCAAGCAACAUGACCUUAGUAAUGCAUUAAGGAUGUUUAGAAAGAUGGUAGAAAAGAAACUUAAACCAAAUGUCGUCACUUAUACGUCUCUUAUUAAUGGGUAUUGUCGCCAAGGAGAUACAUUUGGAGCUGAGAAAAUUUUCAAGGAGAUGCUAUGUCAUGGUUUGAUGCCUAAUGUAAUUACAUAUAGCAUACUUAUUGGUGGAUUUUGCAAAGAGGGCAACCUUGUAAAAGCAGCAUCCACAUUUGAAGGAAUGCUGAUGAGUAAAUGCACCCCAAACAAUGUUACAUUUAACUAUCUAGUUAAUGGAUUUACCAAUAUUGUGCCUGCUGCAAUAGCUGAGAAGGAAUAUGAUACUGAAAAGCAUGAAAAUUCAAUCUUUCUGAACCUCUUCAAAAGAAUGCUUUCUGAUAAUUUGUCUCCCAGAAAGUCGGUAUAUAAUUGCAUUCUCAUCUAUCUUUGUCAGCACAGAAUGCUCACAACUGCUUUGCAGCUGAUACAAAGAAUUAUGAAUAGGAAUAUCCUUGACGAAUCAUUUACUUUUGUUGCCUUGCUCCAUGGUCUUUGCUUGGAAGGAAGAUCAAGGGAAUGGAGAAAUUUGAUCACGUUUAGUUUGAAUGAGCAGGAGAUCUAUAUUGCUUUAAGAUACUCAAAGUUGUUGGAUAUGUAUCUCCCCAAAGGAACAUCAUCUGAUGUUUCAUUCAUUUUGCAUCUGUUACUUGAAAAUUGCAAGUUUAACGGCCAUGAAGCAGAACAUCGUACAGCUUCUGCGAGAUAAUGGGAAGUUUUGCAUCAGUUGGUUGACGAUUGCAAGUUUACCAGCCAUGAAGCUGAACACCAUACAGCGUCUGUAUGAUAAUGGGGAGGGAACUUUAACUCUGUACAGACCAAGAAAUGACUAUACUCUUGGGUUCAGUUGAUUGGUAGUGCUUAAAAUUUCAUCAGUGGGUUUUCAUAUUGAUAAAGUCUUCAUGAACCUGAUAAAUUGGUGGUUUAUUAAUGGUUGAAGACUUAAAGGAGAGACAUAUUGGAGGAAUCGUGUAUAUAUUUGGUCCCAAGAGCACCGUGAUCUGUCCUCUUCUGACUGUUGUGGCUUUUGGUGCUGAUCAACUAUGUAACUCACACCACAUCAUGAUGAGUUGGUGUAACAUACUUUUACCGUACAAGACAUGGUUAAUUCCAUAUUGGCAUCCUUGGUUUCACUUCAGAAAACUGCCUUAGCAAUCCGGUAAACUGCAUGGUCUUUUUUUUUUUUUUUAUUUUUUUUUUUUUUUGACACAAACUGCAUGGUCUGUACGAGGUGAAUCAGUGCUGAGACAAUAAUGCAUUGUUUCAGUCACAUAAUAUUCCUGUGAAGUGUUAACUUUUUCCUUUUGGUAUGAAUACAACCAUACAGUUAACAUGUGCAUGAAAAAUUGCUACUGAAGUACAUUGCCUGUUCAAGCGUGACUUGCCCACAGCUAUCUGAGUAUGUUGCAGUAUAACAAGACGCAAGAUUUUGUUUGAACAUUGUCCCUGUUUUUCAGGCACCAAAUAAUGGUUACUUCACCUACUUGUGGUUUUCAUGUGUCUUGUGCAAACUCAUUGCUUUCACUGAUUCAAGGAAGAGAGGUGUAUUGCUUACAGUAGCUGAAAACAACUCUGUUAGGCUCAAAUCACAGGUGAAGGGUAAGAAACGGCAUACCUACAUCCUGAAGUAGCUGGCUGCCCUUCUCCAAGGGUUCUGAACGACACUCCUCGUUACGUAUUAAUCAAACACAUUUGAAGCCUUGAGCUGUUCACUCAGUUCUUUUUCCUCUCCUUUUCUUGAAUAUGCAAAUUCUGUUCCUAGGAUGGACAAUUGUAAAUUAGCCUAUCAAGUCAGAUGUUUGACAGAAGUGUAUACUUAGUUUGAACAGAUUUUUGGGAAUGCUCAAGUCUGUUAAACUUCCUACAAUGGACCUCAAUUCUCUCCA